Molecule: messenger RNA, 2845 nt
Organism: Peromyscus eremicus (cactus mouse)
Lineage: Eukaryota; Metazoa; Chordata; Mammalia; Rodentia; Cricetidae
Gene: Nectin3
Product: nectin cell adhesion molecule 3
Exons: 9
Coding region: 35-1573 (512 amino acids)
Biological process (GO): heterophilic cell-cell adhesion; homophilic cell-cell adhesion; symbiont entry into host cell
Cellular component (GO): apical junction complex; adherens junction
Source: RefSeq, a predicted model, not a curated record
CGCGGGCGAGCGGGUGGGCCGGGGCAGGGCGGGCAUGGCGCGGACCCCGGGCCCGGCCCCGUUGUGUCCCGGAGGCGGCAAAGCACAACUUUCCUCGGCUUCUCCUCCCGCGGCCGGGCUGCUGCUGCUGCUGCCGGCCCCGACGCCGCCGCCGCUGCUGCUGCUGCUCAUUCCCCUGCUGCUCUUCUCCCGGCUCUGUGGUGCCUUAGCUGGAUCAAUUAUCGUGGAGCCACAUGUCACAGCAGUGUGGGGAAAGAAUGUUUCAUUGAAGUGUCUAAUUGAAGUGAAUGAAACUAUAACACAGAUUUCCUGGGAGAAGAUACAUGGCAAAAGUACACAGACUGUUGCAGUUCAUCAUCCUCAGUACGGGUUCUCUGUUCAAGGAGACUAUCAGGGAAGGAUCUUGUUUAAAAACUAUUCACUUCAUGAUGCAACGAUUACUCUGCAUAACAUAGGCUUCUCAGAUUCUGGGAAAUACAUAUGCAAAGCUGUUACAUUCCCACUUGGAAAUGCUCAGUCCUCUACAACUGUGACUGUGUUAGUGGAACCUACGGUGAGCCUGAUCAAAGGGCCAGAUUCUUUAAUUGAUGGAGGAAAUGAAACAGUAGCAGCCAUUUGUAUAGCAGCCACUGGCAAGCCAGUCGCACAUAUUGACUGGGAAGGUGAUCUUGGUGAAAUGGAAUCUACCACAACCUCCUUUCCCAAUGAAACAGCAACGAUUGUCAGCCAGUACAAGCUGUUUCCCACGAGAUUUGCUAGAGGAAGGCGAAUUACUUGUGUCGUAAAACAUCCAGCCUUAGAAAAGGACAUCCGAUACUCUUUCAUACUAGACAUACAGUAUGCUCCUGAAGUUUCAGUUACAGGAUAUGAUGGAAAUUGGUUUGUGGGAAGAAAAGGUGUUAACCUCAAGUGCAAUGCUGAUGCCAAUCCUCCGCCCUUCAAGUCCGUGUGGAGCAGGUUGGAUGGACAGUGGCCUGAUGGUUUAUUGGCUUCUGAUAAUACUCUUCAUUUUGUCCAUCCACUGACUUUCAAUUAUUCUGGCGUUUAUGUCUGUAAAGUGACAAAUUCCCUUGGUCAAAGAAGUGAUCAAAAGAUCAUCUACAUUUCAGACAUCCCACUUAAGCAGACCUCAUCCAUAGCAGUGGCUGGAGCUGUGAUUGGAGCUGUCUUGGCGCUCUUCAUCAUUGCUGUCUUUGUGACUGUGCUGCUAACACCGCGGAAGAAGAGACCAUCAUAUCUUGACAAAGUAAUCGACCUUCCACCUACACAGAAGCCACCCCCUGUGUAUGAAGAACGAGUUCCUCCUCUGCCUCAGAAAGGCCUUCUGUGUCAGACUGAACACUUGCCUUUGCAGACUCAGUUCAAAGAGAAAGGCGCUGGUGGUCUUCAGUCCUCUAAUGGACUAAAUAGCAGGAGAUUUGACUAUGAAGAUGAGAACACAGUACAAGAGGAUGGAGCUCAGGAGAUGUACCCCCUCUACAACCAGAUGUGUUACCAAGACCGAAGCCCCCACAAACAUCACUCAAGCAACCCCGAGAGACUCUACAUCAACCCACGAGAACAUUAUGUGUGAUUUUCCUCUUGUUGUAAUGGGUGUUCUAACAAAUGUUUAUUCUUAGACUUGAGAGAGAAACUGAGGCAUCUAAACAGUUUCAGGCUGAGUGAGUCGGAACUCUUGAUGAAUGACUCUGAGCUAAUAGUGGUUUUCUUAACUUCAUUAAGGGUUUCUUAACCGCCAGCUGUGUUUGUGAACUUGCCUGUAGCUUUGCAUCUCUGUAACUCUAGUGUUUAACUACUAACACUUGGCCUACAAUGGCGUGUUCUUUUGAAAUCACGGCAUCUGCCUGUGAUGACUGCAGGGAAAGGCCCCAGCUGCUGGCCGCCACUCUGCUCGGGUCUCAGGCAGUGCUCGGCUGUAAUUUAAACAGGUGGGAAACCGAGCUCCAAAUCCAGCUCACUAAUUAUUAAGCUGGGAUUUCGAUUUCCCUAGCAUCUCAGUACGAUUACAAUAGCUGUGUCCAGAGGCCGAGGGAAGAGGCGGGCUCUCCUCUCUCCAAACAAUAUAACAAAAGCAGUGAGAGCCUCCAAGCCUCUGGGUGCUGGUGAAGCAGUAUUAGUGCUAAGUGUCCUUCCUGGCCAUGGGCCCCAGGGGCUCCACAGGGCCCUCUGCCUUCUGUCCCCUCGUGACUAGCUGUGCUACAGAGUCUUCUCCCUUGUCCUUGGAGCUGCGCCUGUUUUCCCACCUACUAAUCCUAAAAUCCCUGCGGAAAUGGGCUACAGUCCUGUUAGUCUCGCUCUUUUCCUCUGACCUGACAAGCUCACCUUUCCCACCAGUCUCCCUCCACACAGGCUUCAGCUAGCUCCUCCUCUGCACUCUUUCCUUUUCUUCCAUGUCUUAUCUACCUCAAGAAACAAACAGAAAGCCUGCUGAAGGUCACCCUGCAAUAACUCCCACUCUUAAAAGCCAGGUGGAAAACUGAAAAACUGUUUUUGUAAAGCUACUUCAAUAUGACGUGUUUGCUAAAUCUGCAUGUUCUCUAUUCCUCCUCCCCACAUCACCUGGUGAACAAGCCUCUAGAGAUCAUACAAAGUGAAUAAGACAGUAGCCUCUCUGCCUAGGUAAAUGGCUACACCGCGAUGCUGUUAUACCUGUUCAUGUCUGCCCGGAGUCCUGUCGUCUCCCUCUGCCAGCUGUCUAUCACUGAGACUGACAGUGGUCACAGAAAGAAACGUAAAGGCCAAAGGAUCAUGGGCACAUCUUAAGGAUAAUGUCGCUUUACUGUGUAUCCUGGAUGAUCAGAGCAUGUCACAGGCAUUAAAAAAUAAAAUACUAUGUACGUGUUAA